CCCCCUUCCUCACCACCCUCACCCCCUUCCUCCUCCCUCACCCCUCCUCACCACCCUCCUCCACGGCUCACCAACACCGUACAGGAGGAGUCCCAGCCGCGUCCUUCGUCUGCACGGACAAGACGAGUCUCCCCUUCCUCCCUCUCCUCCCCAAGCCCCCUGCGUGUCGAGUUGCGGCGUCGAAGUCUCUCUGCUCCCUGCACGAGUUCGUGGGUGCCGGUCGCCGCAUCUCUGCCGGACACGAUGGCUGCCGGAGUGGUACGUGUGGUGCAGAGGCUGAGGGAGACCCUGGAGGAGCACAGAGACUCUAUCGACCUGUCUGCGUGCGAGAUGACGACCGUGCCCGUGGCGGUGAACGUGAUGCUGGCGGAAGUCGCGGACGACGUCCGGGUCGCAUCUCUGGCCGACAACAUGCUCAAGUCGCUGCCCAGAAACUUCCUAAGCACCUUCUCCCGCCUGCAUGAGCUGCACCUGCAGGGCAACCAACUCAAGUCGCUGCCGGAUGCGGUGGCCUCCCUGACCGAGCUGCACUUCAUCAAUAUCUCCAGGAACUGCUUUGUGACCUUCCCGGAUACCCUCACCGCCACGCCGAGCCUGCGCUCCAUCGACGUGUCCCACAACUCCCUGCAGGAGCUCCCCGCGGAGAAGCUCGCGGCCAUGCCCUCCCUCGCGACGCUGAUCGUCACCGCGAACCCCCUGGCGCAAGACGCCGUGGGCUCGCUGAGCCUGCUGACGGACACCCUGCGAGUGACGAUGGCGCCUCCGGAGGAGCACAACGGCCGCGGCGGCGAUCGCGAGACGAGCGCCGGCGGCGACUCGGCCGCUCGUGACGAGGCCCGCCGUGCCGCUGACGUCGUUGCCGCUGACCGCUGCCCUUCCCAGAGUGACCGCCCCCACCUCCCGCUGCCUCCGCCCCCACCGCCCCCACCCCCCCUACCACCCAUUCGCCCCAGGCCGGAGUGAAUGGUCCUCCUCGGCCAGGCGGUCGGCAACCUGCAGCGGCGGAGCCGCGUGCGGCUCUUUAAGGGCUGCAGUGCGGCUCUCGGCAUUCGAAAAAAAAUGUGUUAUUUUGGUUGCCGAUCUCUUACCAUGGUAGUCCAGUUCACCAUGGUAGUCCAG
Molecule: messenger RNA, 1119 nt
Organism: Petromyzon marinus (sea lamprey)
Lineage: Eukaryota; Metazoa; Chordata; Hyperoartia; Petromyzontiformes; Petromyzontidae
Product: leucine-rich repeat-containing protein 20
Cellular component (GO): cytoplasm
Molecular function (GO): protein binding
Source: RefSeq, a predicted model, not a curated record